This is a messenger RNA of Trichomonas vaginalis G3, 1227 nucleotides long. RefSeq lists its product as uncharacterized. Lineage: Eukaryota; Parabasalia; Trichomonadida; Trichomonadidae. The record is from RefSeq and is a predicted model, not a curated record. The transcript has a single exon. Bases 1 to 1227 code for a protein of 408 amino acids.
AUGAAUGAGAUUAUAAAACCAGAAAUCGAACAUAAUGUUACAGAUAAAGAAGUAUCGGAAGAAUCUAAUGCCAUCACUGAACAUAAAAAUAUGGUUUUAAAACAAAUUCAAGAAUGUAUCAAUAUGAAUAACAUCAAUUCAGAGCUUUUGGAAGAAAUCAAGAAAGAGAUACCUUUUAAUGACAAAAUAGAAUGCAUUGGUUGCAAUUUAUUAUUCGAUAUUUCUAUAUCCAAAGAACAUUUAGAAUUAAACUCCUUGGCUCAAUCGAUAUUACUUGAAAUAAUGCCGCAACCAUACUUUCCAUAUGAUGAAAUGUUUACAGAAGAUCAUAUUGUUCGGCUCAUUCAAGCUGAUGCAGCUUAUAUACCAUAUACUAAAAAAUAUAUGAAAUUAUUAUUAAAAUUAUACAACAAAACGCAAAAACAGACAUUUUCUAACGAAACUAUUGGUAGUUUACUUGAAUAUUCGUUUAAUGUUCAAUCUAUAAGAUUAAUCAGCUUAAUUUUACUUGUUUUCAAUAUAGAAGAUGAAACAUACCAAAAGAUCAUACCUUUCAUACAGAAUUUUCUUAAUAAUCAAGAUAUUUUAUUAGCAAUCAAAGGAUUAACUUUAACUAUCUCAAUUAGAAAUGAUUUAGUAUCACAAUUAGAUUUCACAAAUAUCCUUAAUAUAAAGCAAGCAUUGCCACCAGAUAGUUUCAUAUUUUCCAAUGCUUUACUUGUAUUAUCGAAAUAUCCAAACAUUCCUUUGCUUUUAUCCGAAUCAGAGAUCAAGGUUUUUCUUGAAUCAAUAGAUCCGAACUGUUUAUUAUCAAUCAUUCAAGCUUGUUUGCUUCAUUUUUCAGAAUUAUCAAAAGAUAUCCAAAAUCAAGUGAUUCAUCAAUCAGGAGAAUAUAUUAAAGCAACAAAUGUACAUAACAAAGAAAAGCUUAUAGAAUAUACUCAUUAUAUGCCAAAUGAAACUUUUCUUCAAAAUUUAGAAUUUACUUCGACUUUUAUUGAGUUUCUUGGCAUAUCUACAAAAACAGAUGCAAUAAUUAUGACCAGAGCUUUGGAAAUUCUUAUAUCUGCUACUAAUCAAGGAUUAACUCAAGCCCUGGAAAUAAUUGUUAAUGAUUUGUACCAGAAAUAUGAAGAAAUUUCAGAUUUAUGCAAUAAUGCUAAUAACAGCAUCAGUACUGCUGCUAAUUUGUUAUUAUCUGUUCUCAAUUCAAAUCAAAAUGAAUAA